Molecule: messenger RNA, 2079 nt
Organism: Dipodomys ordii (Ord's kangaroo rat)
Lineage: Eukaryota; Metazoa; Chordata; Mammalia; Rodentia; Heteromyidae
Gene: Lyrm4
Product: LYR motif containing 4
Exons: 3
Coding region: 293-652 (119 amino acids)
Biological process (GO): iron-sulfur cluster assembly
Cellular component (GO): L-cysteine desulfurase complex; mitochondrion
Source: RefSeq, a predicted model, not a curated record
GCUCCGACCUUUAUCCUCCAGGGGCGAGGCUCCCCGGCUGAGGCGACCGGAGGCUAUUCGCCCCAAGGCCCAGAUAGGCCACCGCUGAGGCUUCCCACGUGAGCCCGGGGCGUCCCCGUGGAGCGGGCGGGAGGGCGGGCGCCUCCCCGCGCUGGCUUAGCUGCCCGCGGCCCUGCCUGCUCCCGCCUCUCCAGCGUGGAGGGCCGCAGCCCGCCGUCAGCGGACGUCAGCUGUGGGAUAUCUAGGCCCGGUACCCUCAGGCCAGGAAGCCCAGACUGCCCUGCUGCAUUUCAUGCGUGGUUUUGCAAUAGGUCGAAAUUUCUACUGGCUUAAACCCGGGACCUACGCAAAGAGGACCCGUUUGUUUUUGUUUUGGAGGUUUGGGUUCAGGGUUAGUUUCCUUUCUCCCUCCUCCCCCCCCUCCCCUUCCAAAAUGGCAGCCUCCAGUCGCGCACAAGUGUUAGACCUGUACCGGGCAAUGCUGAGAGAGAGCAAGCAUUUCAACUCCUACAACUACAGAACGUAUGCUGUCAGGAGGAUAAGAGAUGCCUUUAGAGAAAAUAAAAAUGUAAAGGAUCCUGUAGAAAUUCAAGCUCUAGUGAAUAAAGCCAAAAGAGACCUUGGACUAAUCCGUCGACAGGAAUUCCAGUGAAUGUUCAAGUCUGGGGCAGUAACAUUCCCACAGUGAUGCAUCUCUAUCAAAGGGAUGUCUCUCAUUUGAUUAGAUAUUGUCCAUUAAAUUUGUGUGAUGCCUCCAAGAUUGACAUGAAUACAAGUUUCCAUUUCCUUUCUAGAAGAAGUCUCCUUUGCCUCUGCUACUUUUGUGUACUACAGUAGUUAUGUAGCAUAUUCUCAUAUGCAGAAAAGCUUAUAAGGCUGUGUUAAUACCAUAUAUAGAAAACUUCUGCAGGAAUUGCACCAGGGAAUCUCCACUGUAUUCCUCCAUUCUUUCUAGUUACCACCACAGUUCACUCUAGAAUUCAUUGAAGGAUUUACUAUUAAAUCUGCUACAGAAAGUACCUUUGUCUCAUAGGCAGAGGUCUGCACAACAGCUGAUCUCAGCUCAGAGCAACAUUACUUCAUGAUCUGGGUGAGUCAUUUCUUUUCCUAACUUAGCACAUUCAUAAAGAGACAAUUGUAUUUGAUGAGGAAGCGGGUGGUGAAGUUGAUGUUCCAAUGAUGUAUGUCAGCAUUGCUGUCUUAUACUACUCUGUUAAGUUGUAAGAUACAUCAUCUCUUUUCUCACAAAGGCAGUCUGUGAGACACUAUUGUCCUUGUCUUGUAACUGAGAAAAUUGAGGUUUUGGCAUGUUUGAGUGGUUCUCCACGGACACACAAUUAAGAGGAGGGCCGCCUGCAUCUUUUCUCACUUGAGAGCCAGCUCUCAGAAGAGGAUUCACACUGUGGGCUGCUGUACCUCACAAAAGGCAAACAAGACACUGAAGAUGAGGGAAGGCAGCAAGACAUGUGUUUCCUUUUCAUAAGUGUUUGUUUAAACUCUUAUUAGAAGGUAGCACCCUCUGUAGGCUCACAAAUAGUUUGAUUUCUAGAGACCAGGCGCCUUUAUCCUUUCUCAAAAAAAACUCUGCCUUGAAAAGAAAAAGAAAAACCUCUCUGAAAAUGUUAAAGUUCAGCCACCUUAUUUAAGAAAUGUUUGCUCAGAAUCUCCCCCACAGAUCUGAAGGUUGCAGCUCAAUUGUGCUUUUCUUGACAAGCAAUCACUGGAGGACCCUUCAGUGGCAACCUUUUGAUGCCUCACUGCUUAGCUUGUUCUUUCAAAUAAUCAGAAUUGACACCAGUGCUCAUGCAGAUCUUCCUGCAAGAUGACAAAGGAGCAGUGUCACAGAUCUUAGAGAGGGCAACAAAAGAGGCUCCUCUUGCUUAUGUUAAUUUGUAUUUCUGGGAGUUGGCAGGGAGGAACUGAUCUUUGUGCCCACUAGGUAUAUGAGGAAAUACACUCAUUUUUCUGAGCACUUACUCUCUGCAAUUGAAUUUUCUUUCCAAAUUAAUGAAUAUUACCUGCAUGUAUAUCUGAAGGAUAGUGUUCUUAGUGCUGUUGGAGAUGCUUCUACAAAUUAUA